AAGAACUCCAAGAGGGGGUUGCAAGAAGAUCAGGCGAUAUCCUUUAAGCAUUUUCCAGCGGGGCUGCAGAUCGGGUGUGGGCAGCACAAUGGCAUCAGAGACACAUUCAAGAUCAUCUCCGCUUUGUGGUGGAGUGGAGGGAGAAGUUACGCGGGCAUCUCGGUGGCUGGUGACUUUGGAGGAGGUGGCCGUGUAUUUCACCAAGGGGGAGUGGGACCUCCUGAGUCCAGACCAGAUUGCUCUUUACAAGGAUGUCAUGCUGGAGAAUUCUUGGAAUGUCUUCUCUCUGGGAGGUAAUGGACAGAGCAUUGAAAGUGAUAAGGAGCCGUGCUGGGUAUCAUUACAGAGACCUGAGGAGGAAGCAGGAAAUGAGACUUCUGGGAAUCCAAGGAGAUCAAAAAGGCAGGGCAGAAACCAAUCAAAGAACUGGAGGAAUAAAUCUUCAUCAGGUGACCACUUGGAAUGUGUCAAGAGUCUCCAUCAGCGCAAACCUCUUACUUUCCAUGGGACAACUCAGAGAGAGCAAAAACCAUGGAAAUGCCUAGAGUGUGGGAAAAGGUUCAACAAGAGUACACACCUUAAAAGACACUUAAGAAUCCAUACAGGAGAGAAACCAUUCAAAUGUCUGGAGUGUGGAAAGAGCUUUGGUCGGAACGAGACCCUUACUUUACAUGAGAGAAUGCACGCAAGGGAAAAGUUGCACGUGUGCUCAGUGUGUAGAAAGAGCUUCAGUGACAGCACGAGCCUUACUUCACAUCAAAGAACCCAUGCUGAAGAGAAGCCAUAUGAAUGUACAAAGUGUGGAAUGCGUUUCAGUUGGGAAGAAUGCUUUAUUUUGCAUCAAAAAACCCACACAAAGCAGAAACAUGUCAGGUGUGGAAUUAGCCUCAGUCAGAGUGAUAGCCUUGCUUCACAGAAAAGAGAAUGCAAAAGGGAGAAAAAAUAUAAAUGCCUGGAGUGUGGGAAGGGCUUCAGUUGGGCUCAUACUCUUAGUGAACAUCAUAGAAUCUGCACAAGGGAGAAAUGCUAUAAAUGCAUGGAGUGCGGAAUGAGCUUUCAUAAUGGUCAUAGGCUUUCUGUACAUCACAGAACCCACACAGGGGAGAGACCAUUUACAUGCUUGGAGUGUGGGAAGAGCUUCAGUCAGGAGUCGACACUUACUGCACAUAAAAGAACCCACACCGGGGAGAGACCAUACAUAUGUCUGGAGUGUGGGAAGAGCUUUAAUCGGCGUAAUACCCUUAAUAAACAUCAAACAACUCACACUGGGGAGAAACCAUAUCAAUGCCUGGCAUGUGGAAGACACUUCAGUCGGAAAGACCACAUGAGGGACCAUCAACACAGAGUCCACAAAGGGAAGAAAUGAUUUGAAGCUCUUGCCACACACCAAGCAUUUAGUGGGUGUGUCACAACAUCAAUAAUGAUAAAUAAAAGAGCUCAUGCAAGAAGAGCCUGGAUGGCUUUAAGAAGGGCUUAGGUAAAUUCAUGAAGGAAAGGUCUAUCAGUGGCUACUAGUCUGAGGGCUAAAGGCCACCUCCAGCCUCAGAGCAAGAUUAUUAUUAUUAAUAUGAAUAAUGAUAAUUUUGGUUUCUGUACUGCCCUUCCAAAAAUGGCUCAGGGCAGUUUACACAGAGAAAUAAUAAAUAAAUAAGAUGGACCCCUGUCCCCAAAGGGCUCACAAUCUAACAAGAAACAUAAGAUGGACACCAGCAACAGUCACUGGAGGUACUGUGCUGGGGGUGGAUAGGGCCAGUUACUCUCCCCCUACUAAAUAAAGAGAAUCACCACGUUAAAAUGGUGCCUCUUUGCCAAGUUAGAAGGGGUAAGUUGCAGAGUCUGACUUGGUAUAACGCCUCUAAAUACCAGUUGCAGGGGAGCAACAGCAGGAGAGAGGGCAUGCCCUCACCUCUUGCCUAUGGGCUUCCCAGAGGCAUUUGGUGGGCAUUUGUGAAACAGGAUGCUGGACUAGAUAGGCCUUGGGCCUGAUCCAGCAGGCCUGUUCUUAUGUUCUUAAGAGGAAUUGUAUAAAUGCUCACCCUGGGGCUUUCCAACAAUCUUUUAAAGGUUUUUCAAUAAUUUUUUCCAACUAGAAAUGCUUAAUCUAGGGAUUCUAAAACUUGGGUCCACAGGUGGUAUUGGACUACAACUCCCAUCACCCAUAGCACAAUGCCCUUCCUAUGGAUGAUAGGAGUUGUAGUCCAACAACAUCUGGGAACCCAAGAUGUAAUUUUUUAAUUGAUAUCUGAGGUCGUGUGGUGGGGGGGACAUCUUCUUUACUCAUAUCACUGGUGAACAUCCCCAGAAAUGGAAGUUUGUGUGCAGAUACCAUAUCUUGUCCACUUGAGCUUGGAAGUAAUUGGGGAAAUUUGUUCUGAUAUAAGCAGCGUAUGGUAUGUAUCUUUGGAAUUCAGUGUUGCUCUCACUCUUCCAAGGAUCCCCUGAGUAGUGAAUAGAAAUUGGUCUUUCAGUGCCAAAAUGAAGUUUGUGGGGAAACUGGGCAUAUGUGCCACAGGGUGUGCUUCCUUGAAGACCCAUAUCUCCUGUUCCCAAAAAUCUGGGAAGAGCACCUGUAUGCUUGCAUGCAGAAGGUUCCAAGUUCCCUCCCUGGAAUCCCCAAGACAGGGCUGAGAGCGACUCUUGCCUGCAACCUUGGAGAAGCCACUGCCAGUCUGGGUAGACAAUACUGAGCUAGAUGGACCAAUGGUAUAACUCAGUAUGAGGCAGCUUCCCAUGUUCCUCUCCCCUUCCUCCCUAUAAAGUCAUGUUGGCCAUUAAGGGUUUUAUUCGCACACAGGCUCGGACUUGCCCACAGGGCAACAGGGCAUAUUCCCAGUGCGCCCCACCCAUGGGGCACCCCUGUGCCCCGCUGCACUCAGCAGCAAGGAAUACUCCCACCCUUAAUUACCCAUUCUGCUCAAAGCCCAGUGCCCUCCCCACAUACAUUCCACUGCCAUCUCAGUGCUCCCAGUCCAGCCCUGCUCCCCCAUUUCACUAAAGAAAUAAUCACAUGGCUGAGGAUGGCCACCAUGAAAAUUUCACAGGUCCCCACUUAUUUGAACAUCUAAAGUUGCCUUGGGUUCUUGCACUAGUGCAAUCUGUUCAUGGUGCAAGCACAUGAUUUGUCAGGAUGCCAGCCAGACUGCAUGUCUGUCGAACCUUACAUUUCCGCAGAGCUUGUAAAUAGGGCUCAUGUGAGACAGGAAACCGCGGUCUCUAUUUAAGCCACGUCAGAUGGCAUUCAUCAGGAAGCCUGAGUCAAAUUCAGCGGUUUCAUAUGAGAGUGUCCCUUUAAAGCUCUUUUCUUGAAGAAUGGCCUUGCCAGGCUCUGCCUCCCUACAACUAUUACCCCUUUCUCACUGCUACUGCAGUGCAUAGGAGCACAGAAAGUUGCCUUAUAUGAAGUCAAACCGUUGGCUCCUCUAGUGCAAGCACAGCAUUUUGCUUAGAGCAGCACUUGUUUUGCAUUUGGCGCUUGGCCUUCACUUAUGCCCUCCUAGUCAAAGCAAUGAGAUUAUCAGCAACUGACUUGCGUUUUGCAUUUGGAGGAGGGCAAGAGAGGGGGAAAGCCUUUAACUUAGGUCUGAAAUGAUGUCAGAAGCGAAACCUCGAGUUCUUUUUCACUUGUCUGAACUUUCCUUUGAUUAGCCUAGCCUAAUACCACAACUUGAUGUAUUUCUGAGUACUUAGGGGGUCCCCUGAACUAUACUGUUGAGAUGAGACUCUUCCGAGUAAAGGGUCAAACUUGCAGGGAACGUAUUUUACCCCAAUAAACAGUCUCUGGCAAUACCAGCGUAUAGUUUGGUCAAAGAACAGGGUUGUGGACUCUUAUCCCUUUGGCUUUUAUCGAAGUCUCUAUUGUCAACAUGUGAGUUUAUUAAAAACAAUAUAAUAUUAAAUAAAAGAAAAAUAAAAAACUUCUAACUCAUUCACAAAAAGAUCCCACAAUAAGUGGGGUUGUCAAAUGGAACAAAAACAGGUAAAGGCUUGAAGGUCUAUUUAAGGAUAAAAACAAAAAAGGAUCAAGCAAAAUGAUAUAAAAAUCAUAGUGUCCAUUCAAUUGUAGGCCCAAUUAGAAGAAAUCACCCGGCUUUGGUUUCCAUAAUAGUAAGCACAGUCCUAAUUACCCCAGCACAGUUAAGACUUACACACAGAAGGCAGAGUGGGUGAGAUGUUCCCAAAGCCUACAAGCAUCUUCCAGCCAUUCCAAAACAGAGCUAUUUAGACUCCCCUCCAAUCUCUGCCAGGGCAAAACUUCCCACAGUAUCAGGGAAAGGAAUGCAGAUUCCAGGUCUCGCUGGCAUUGACCUAGCAAGAUCGUAGAACAAAGGUCUUCAUAUCCAGAGGUUUCCAAACACCUUGCUUGAAGCGAAAUGGCCAUUCUCAUGUCAAGCAGGAAGACUAAAUCAUUCCAAAUACACAUGAAUCCAUGAUAAUACAGAAACUACAACUUUUGUUUAGUGGUGGCCAGUUCUGUUUGUGGUCUAAUAGGCACUCGGGAACUUGAGUUUGCUUUUAUCAUAUAGGAUUCUAUUGAUCUGUUUUUAAUGCUGAAUUUAUAAGUUGCCUUGGGAGGUUUCUAAAAUGAAAGAAAGGCUUGAAAAUACUUUAAAUAAAUAAUACAUUGAGAUGA
Messenger RNA from Hemicordylus capensis (graceful crag lizard), 4630 nucleotides. RefSeq names its product zinc finger protein 420-like. The record is from RefSeq and is a predicted model, not a curated record. The transcript is spliced from 4 exons. Lineage: Eukaryota; Metazoa; Chordata; Lepidosauria; Squamata; Cordylidae. Gene Ontology annotation, biological process: negative regulation of transcription by RNA polymerase II. The coding region runs from base 89 to 1366 and encodes 425 amino acids. Gene Ontology annotation, molecular function: DNA-binding transcription repressor activity, RNA polymerase II-specific.